Molecule: messenger RNA, 917 nt
Organism: [Torrubiella] hemipterigena
Lineage: Eukaryota; Fungi; Ascomycota; Sordariomycetes; Hypocreales; Clavicipitaceae
Source: the annotation of a GenBank genome assembly
UCUUUUGGCAGAUGCUCUGAUCAAAAUUUCCGCUCUCCUCGCAGACUUGGACGAACUACGGGCCAUGCCCACCUCCGACGCCGCAAAAGCCAGCAAGAUAUUGUUUGCUAAAGCUAUAGAGGUGACAAAAUUGUUGGAUAGCUGGUACGCUGAUAUGAGGAUACAACUGGCCCCAUAUGAAACUCCGGACCGCCCUUUGUCGCCAACGCUACAGGAGCUACAUGUACCAAGCGACCGCGAUAUGGCACUCAUUCUUCUCGCAAACAUUUACUACACCGCGUACUUGCUUACACACAGCACGAUAGCCUUUACAGUUAGCCGCUGUUCAGACGUUCUUCUCGAAGCAGACCUCUUAAUAUCCGAUUCUGCACUGAAUGAGAGGGUUUGGAGCCAGCUGCUUCACGAAUUGGAUGCCGAGCCCGUCAUACUCUCAUUUAUCAACAAGACGAGUUCACAAAUCUUGGAAGAUGCGAAGAUACACGCCAAAAAGAUUUCUCGCUCGAUACAUCUGAUGCACACGUCUGAAUCUGGCAUGUGUCACUACGCUAUUAGUGCCUAUCCGCUAGCGUUUGCCCUCCUCUUUCUUACAAUGCUUGAGCCGCCUGAUGAACCGAGCCAAGAACGACGGCGGUUGUCACGCUUAUGGAACAAGCCAACCAUCGGUUCGACAGUUGGUCGUUUCAGUGAAAUUGUAUCACAAAAAUUGGUUUAUCCUGGUAUGCCGGAGGAAUACAACCUUUGUGGGAAGGGCGCCGACGUGUUGGCGAGGGUCUGGUGGUGUGAGGGUCUUGCAAAGUACGAGGUGCCCUAUGAGAGUACAUAAAUGUAACAUUAAUCGACAAAACCCCGAUAUAUCUCCUGUAUAUAUAACAGACAGGCUUGAUUUAUUCGCAUCUUCAGCGAUCGAUACGAAACAA